UUUGUGUCGCAUCUCAGCUGAAUGUUUCUGUGCUUCAGCAACAAUGUCUUCAGUUAAGCAUCUGAGAGAGUUUAUUAGCGAGCGACUAACUGCUGCUGCUGAAGAAAUAUUCACAGAGUUUGAAAAAACCAUCGUCCAGUACGAAGAAGUGAUCGAUCGUCAGCGCAGACUGCUGGAUACCAGCUGGAAACCUCAGAUAAAGUCCAACACUACAGAUGUUCCACAGCAUCACGACUGUAAAGAGGAGGAAGUUCUUCCUGACCACCAGCUCUUUUAUCAGGAGAUUAUAUCCAGUCUGGACCAGGAGGAACCAGAACCUCUACAGAUUGACGAGGACCAGGAGGAAGUCAGGAGGGAGGGAGAGCAGCUUGUUCUGAAGGAUGAGACUGACAUGGUGGUCCAGAGCCGGUCUGAAUCUGGAGAAGUGUACGAAGUACUUGCAAAUACCAGCAUCCAGAACGAGGAGGAAACUGAUCAUUUGCCUGGAUUGUGGAACAUCGUCAUGAAACCUGAAAUAAGGUUACACAGAAUAGAGCUUUCCCAUCAACAAAUCUGUAAGAACAAAGAAGAGGAUAUUGGUAACCAGCACCAGAACACCGAUAUGGACCAGGAUGAACCAGAGCCUCCACAGAUCAAAGAGGAACAGGAGCAGCAAUCCACCAAUCAGGAGGGAGUUCAGCUUGUUCUGAAGCAGGAGACUGAAACUUUUAUAGUGACUCCUAAUAAUGAGGACGGUGAUCACAUGGAACCAGAACCAAACAGUAACCAGCUCUUCUUUAACAACUCUCUUCUGGCAGAGCGUCAUGUUCAGGAAGCAAACAGGGAUGUUUUCUCAGCGUCUGCUAUAAAUACAGAGCAGGAGAUGGACAGCACAAACAGAAGCCACACUAACAAUGUACAUAAUUCUCACAAGCCAGACGUUUUCUGUAAAGAUGACACAUCCAAAAAAUCUGUGAAAUGUGACAUUUGUGGAAAAGGCUUUAAGAAGGCGUGCCAAAUGAAGCGACAUCGCUACGUACACACUGGUGUUAGUCCAUAUGUUUGUCAGAUGUGUGGAAAAAGUUACAGCCAAAGCAGUCAUUUAAUAGCUCACAUGAGAACCCACACGGGGGAGAAGCCAUAUUCCUGUGACACGUGUGGGAAAGGUUUUGUUAGUAAAAGCACCUUGACUAUCCACAAACGAAUUCACACCGGGGAGAAGCCAUUUGCUUGUGAAACAUGUGGGAUAAGAUUCAGAUUAUUGAAUCAGUUGGUUGUUCACAUGAGGAGCCACACAGGCGAACAGCCAUAUAAUUGUAAAAAAUGUAAGAAAAGCUUCCGUGAUCAUUACAAUUUGACUGUCCACAUGAGAAGCCAUACAGGUGUGAAGCCUUAUUGUUGUCAUACCUGUGGAAAAUGUUUCAGCCAAAGUAAUAUUUUGAUAGACCACAUGAGAACACACACAGGCGAAAAGCCAUUCUCUUGCAAAGUUUGUGGAAAAAGUUUCAAUCACAGAAGUACUUUGUCACACCACCUAAGAAUUCACACAGGUGAGAAGCCGUAUUGUUGUAAAGUCUGUGGUAAAGGUUUUAGGCUCAAGCAGGCAUUUAAUGUCCACAACCAAACCCACACGGGUGAGAAGCCCUAUUCUUGUAUAACAUGUGGGAAAUGUUUCAGUCAGAAUUAUCAUUUAAUUGUUCAUAUGAAAACUCACACCGGUGAAAAGUUAGAAAAAAAGAAGAGGCUUAAAUAACCAAGCCAUAGUCUUUACCAAAAUGUUCGGAAAUGUUAGGGAAAGUCAGAAGCUACAGAGAUUUAAAACGGUAUCACUGAGCUGGUUUACAGCUUUCUGAAGGGCCCCUUUUCAUCCACAGUAAUGACGUCAAACCACCGUCUCAGUAAGAAGGCAGUUUAUUCGUACAGCACAUUUCAUGUACAGGACAAUUCAAAGUGCUUUAAAUAAAACAAAAGCAUUACAGAUAUUAAGAAAUACCAAAGUACCACAUCCACAACAAGAAAUGUGCCCCAAAAUACUGUUGUUUGGAAAGGGAAUAGUCUUUAGUUCAUUACUUACGCCUGGAGAAGUGGCUAUACUUUUUUUUAAAGUAGCCCAGAAAAAUACCAUUUUAGAAACAGUGACAUCAGCAUCAGUAGUAUUUCCUCAUUAACACUCACCUUCUGCUGUUUGGUGUCAGGGAGGAAGUGAUAUGAGCCAAAACUGGCCCACAGACUAGUGAGAGACAACCAGGCAUUUUGAGUGAACUAUUCCGUAGUCCUUUUACACGUGGAAUAAGUAAUGUGUCAUACAUGAGCCCUCAUGUUAAUGUGGCCCCCAGUCAUGAAAAAAAGGCCUACUCACUGUAUGUGACGCCUUCAUGAAAAGUCGUACCGGCAUCUUUGGCUGUGGCUGAAGAGGCAGUAUCUCCUUCCCUAUGAGCAUCCUCCCCCGCGGGGGUGGGAGACAGAGCAGGCAUGAGUGUUGGGCUAACGUUAGCCGAGCUGCUGGCUAACUGCGCCGGUGUAGCAUCACUAACAUUAGCUGAGCUGCUAGCUGAUAUAUUUGCUCUGAAAGCUAAUUUUAGUGGAAUCUCUCGCUUCAUCAUGUAUUCUAAAGGUGAAACAUUUAAAUGUGUAAACAUAUAUUUGUCUGCAGUAUUUUCCUCAGCACGUCCAACGUCUCUGAUCGACUCACUUGAAUUAUCUGAUAACUCCAGAAAUCAGGCAACGAUCUGAUUUUUAGUGUGCAUGUAAACAAGCUCAUUGUGAGGGUGAAUGCAACAGCCCCCCAAGGUGAAAAGGGUUCAUAGGUUGUGACUGUUUAUUGUUUUGGUUUGGGCUCGAUUUCACACAUUCAGCCUGAGGACCCAGCGGGGUUGGCCUCAUGAUGGCCGGGUUGGGCCAAACCAUGGGCUCUGUGGAGAGGGGUGUGAUUGAAUGGAGAUUUAGAUCAAUAUAUUUUGUUUGGAUGUUGGUUUUCUUUUUUGUUGCAUCUCUAGUUUAGUCACAUAAUGAACAUAUUUUUUGCGUUUAAAAAAAACAAACUGAUUUUCAGAGGAUUCAGAGCUCUGAAAAACAUCUGUGGAGAUUUUUUGUGUCAUUAUGCUUUAAAGACCACUGACUGUUUUCCUGUUUUGAGUAAACCCCAACAAUCAUUAAAAUGGCAAAAGGAAAAUCUCCAUGAAGCCUGUCUGAAUAAAAAAAAUUGUAUAUAUGUCAGGCUCAAAUGUUUAAAAUGGAUAUUAGUCACAAAUCAAAGCGGCCAAGGUGUACUUACUAAACUUACCCUCAUUUAUUUCUUAUUACAUCCAUAUUUCAUUAUAUAAUGAGGGUCUGUUGUGCUUAUAUUGUUGGUUUAUGAUCUUUAUGAUUGAUAAUCUAUUUUCUGAUUAAUCCUUUUUGCUGUUGUUGGUCAGUGUAAGUGCCUUAUAUCUUAAUUUAAAGCUCCUACGGAAAAACCACUGCACUUUGAAUUUGUCUUUGUUUUAAUGAAAAAGAAUAUUUACAAACAUCUUACCAUAGGUAGUUUUUAGCAGCCUCCAUCUGCCCCUGGUGCUUCUACAAACUGUAUUCUGUCAACUAUUAAGUACUAUCAGCUAUGAAGUAGCUUAGAAAUGUGCUGGAGUUACGCCUCUCUUCAAAAGUGGUGAUGCCUCUGAUGUCAACAUUUAUCGACCAAUCUCAGUUAUUAUUAUUAUUAUUAUUAUUAUUAUUAUUAUUAUUAUUACUAUUAUUAUUAUUAUUAUCAUUACUUGCCAGUUGUGUGGUGGUGAGCAAGUUGUUCUCUUUUUUUGUUUGUAAUGUAUUAUGUUUGAUUAUCCUGUGUUCAUGUUUGUAAUGUGUGGUGGAAAACAAGAUGUUUGCAUCUCAAGGGGCUAUCCAUUAAAUACAUUUCAUAUAUAUAAUAAAAGUAUUAAUUACAAAAAAUACUAGUUUCUCAUUUUUUGCUGCUAUUUUUGCUUCAGCUUUUCUGUGCAGUUGAAGACUCAGAGUUAAAAUCUUCGUAUUGGAGUGAAACUAAAUUUUAUUGUCCAGUUCACCUGUUUCACUUAUAAAUCUUUUUAUCCUUUCUGGUGCUUUGUUCUGUCUAAUGAAAUUGGUUGUCAGUGGCCGGACUGGACCUCUCCUCGCUCAAGCCAGCGUGCUGGCAGGCAGCAGUCAGCCAAUGUGUAGCUUCGGUUCGGAGAGGUAUCGUUAGGUUUGGGGGACUCCACUGUGUUAGGAGAUGAAUUGAUGAGAAGAUUCUGUGUAAUUUUCUGGUUUCCUUUGCAAGUUUAUUUUUUAUUGGCACAUAUCGACAUGGUUCUAAUAAAUACAACUGGGCUAUUUCUAAAAGUGCCUUGAGAUUACUUUGAGUUG
Molecule: messenger RNA, 4335 nt
Organism: Melanotaenia boesemani (Boeseman's rainbowfish)
Lineage: Eukaryota; Metazoa; Chordata; Actinopteri; Atheriniformes; Melanotaeniidae
Product: zinc finger protein 2-like
Exons: 3
Coding region: 44-1732 (562 amino acids)
Biological process (GO): regulation of transcription by RNA polymerase II
Molecular function (GO): DNA-binding transcription factor activity; RNA polymerase II cis-regulatory region sequence-specific DNA binding
Source: RefSeq, a predicted model, not a curated record